Armigeres subalbatus is the source of this 2985-nucleotide messenger RNA. RefSeq names its product 26S proteasome non-ATPase regulatory subunit 2 (gene Rpn1). Gene Ontology annotation, biological process: proteasome-mediated ubiquitin-dependent protein catabolic process; regulation of protein catabolic process. The transcript has 4 exons. Gene Ontology annotation, molecular function: enzyme regulator activity. Lineage: Eukaryota; Metazoa; Arthropoda; Insecta; Diptera; Culicidae. Gene Ontology annotation, cellular component: proteasome storage granule; proteasome complex; nucleus. The record is from RefSeq and is a predicted model, not a curated record. The coding region runs from base 174 to 2873 and encodes 899 amino acids.
GCGGGCUUCUGUCACUGACCUGACACUGUUUCCACAACUCAUCGUCAUUUUGGUCUGCUGUAGAAGUCGGGAUCGUAAUCGCAGUAAAAGAAAGUUUUUUGUCUUGGAAAAAUCGCUUGGAUAUUCGUAAAUUUUCUUUACGUAGUGUGCUGUAAUCGUUAGCAGGAGGAAUAAUGUCGACCGCGGAGAAAAUCGAAGAAACCCCCGUGAAGGCUAAGACCAAGGAGAAGGAGGAGGAAAAAACCGAACUGAGCGAUGAGGAUAAGCAACUCCAGGACGAAUUAAACAUGCUGGUGGAGCGUCUGCAGGAGCCCGCUUCGGAAUUAUACCACCCUGCGUUGGAAGCGAUGGCCAAAUUGAUCAAGGCGUCUACCACAUCGAUGACGUCGGUUCCGAAGCCGUUGAAGUUUAUGAGACAGCACUUUGAAACCAUGAAGGAGAUCCACAAAACGAUGACGGAUACCCUAAAGGACAAAGUAACAACCAAGCUGUGCGCGGAGAUCAUCUCUGUGCUGGCCAUGACAAUGGGAACGGGAAAGGAGUGUUUGGUGUAUCGUUUGCUGUGCGACGACAGCAACGAAAAUAUCGGGGAUUGGGGCCAUGAGUAUGUCCGGCAUUUAAGCGGGGAGAUAGCUUCAAACUGGCCGGAAACAACGGAAGAUUUCAGAAAGCGGCUGAUCUGUUUGAUUCAUCAGAUUAUUCCGUACAAUAUGGCACAUAAUGCGGAGGCGGAGGCAUGCGAUUUGCUGAUGGAGAUCGAACGAUUGGAUCUGCUUGAAGCCUAUGUGGACGAAAGUGCCUACCCUAGAGUAUGCCUUUAUCUGCAAAGCUGUGUUCCAUACGUGCCGGAACCGGAAAAUAUUAGUCUGCUGAAGUGUGCGCUGAAUCUGUCUCGGAAGUUCGCAAUGCACACGCAAGCAAUGCGACUGGCUCUGAUGAUCAACGACGUGCAGCUGAUCCAGGACAUAUUUACCUCGUGCAAUGAUUUGGCGAUUCAGAAGCAACUGGCUUUCAUGUUAGGAAGACAGCAGAUUUUCCUGGAAUUGCCGGAAGGAUCCAACGAUUAUGACGAUUUGAUGGAGAUCAUGUCUAACUCGCAUCUGAAUAACCAUUUCCUUAAUCUGGCCCGUGAGCUGGACAUUAUGGAACCGAAAACGCCGGAAGAUGUUUACAAGUCACAUUUGGAUAAUUCGCGCACGCCUUUCGGCUCGCAAAUUGAUUCGGCACGCCAGAAUUUGGCGGCAAGUUUUGUGAAUGGUUUCGUCAACGCCGGCUUCGGCCAGGACAAACUUUUGAUGGAAGAUGGCAAUAAGUGGCUUUACAAAAACAAAGAGCACGGUAUGCUGAGUGCGACUGCUUCUCUGGGUCUGAUCCUGCUGUGGGAUGUCGAUGGAGGUCUGACACCGAUUGAUAAGUAUCUCUAUUCCAAUGAGGAUUACAUCAAGUCAGGAGCUUUGUUGGCUUGCGGAAUUGUGAAUUGUGGCGUACGGAAUGAAGUUGAUCCGGCUCUUGCCCUUCUGUCUGAUUAUGUUCUCCACCAGAACAGUACUAUGAGAAUCGGAGCUAUCCUUGGUCUAGGGUUGGCUUAUGCCGGUUCGAACAGAUCAGUCGUCUUGGAAUUGAUUGGAUCGGUCUUCAGUUCGGAACGUCGUACCGGUUCGACAAUGGAAGUUAUGGGAAUCGCUGCUUUGUCUCUUGGUAUGAUUGCAGUUGGUUCCUGCAACAGUGAAGUAACUGAAGUUCUUCUGCAAACCAUCAUGGAUCGUUCGGAGUCAGAGCUGAAGGAAACCUACGCUCGCUUCCUCCCGCUUGGUCUGGGUUUGGUCUACCUCGGUCGCCAGGAAGCCGCCGAAGCUGUUAUCGCAGCUCUAGAAAUUAUUCAGGAACCGUUCCGUUCGAUGGCCACCACUAUGGUAGAAAUUUGCGCCUACGCCGGAACCGGAAACGUUCUUAAGAUCCAGCAACUUCUCCAUCUCUGUUCGGAGCACUACGAACCUGCACCCUCGGAAAGUGAGAGCUCCUCAUCUAAGAAGGACGCUGCCGCAGCAGCCCAAAAAGAGAAAGAGGACAAGGAAAAAGAUCUUUCCGCAUGCCAAUCAGUGGCUGUCCUUGGAAUCGCUCUCAUCGCUAUGGGUGAGGAAAUUGGUUCCGAAAUGGCAUUCCGAUCGUUUGGAAAUUUGCUUCGCUACUGCGAGCCGUGCAUCCGUCGAGCCGUUCCACUUGCUCUCGGGUUGAUAUCCGUUUCUAACCCUAAGCUCAACAUCUUGGACACUUUGAGUAAAUUUUCUCACGACAGCGAUGCCGAGGUGGCUCACAAUUCCAUCUUCGCCAUGGGUUUGGUGGGAGCUGGAACGAAUAACGCACGAUUGGCAGCGAUGCUUCGUCAGUUGGCCCAAUACCAUGCCAAGGAUCCCAACAACCUUUUCAUGGUUCGUAUCGCACAGGGUCUGACACAUUUAGGCAAGGGCACACUCACCCUCAGCCCGUACCAUAGCGACCGUCAGCUGAUGAGUCCUGUCGCAGUCGCAGGUCUGAUGGCUACUCUCGUUUCCUUCAUGGAUGUUAAAAACAUUAUUUUGGGCAAAUCGCAUUACCUGCUCUACACGAUGGCAACGGCCAUGCAACCACGAAUGUUGAUCACUUUCACGGAAGAUCUUAGUCCAUGCCCGGUCCCAGUACGCGUCGGUAUGGCGGUCGAUGUCGUGGGCCAGGCCGGAAAACCGAAAACGAUUACCGGCUUCCAGACGCACACCACACCAGUGCUGCUUGCGAUGGGCGAACGCGCCGAACUGGCCACCGAGGAGUACAUCGCACUCACCCCCAUCAUGGAAGGCUUUUGUAUUCUAAGGAAAAAUCCCAACUACGUUCCCUAAGGAGAGGACAGUCAAGACUUGUUCCGAUUGAAUGAUUAUUUUCUAUUCAUACUACUUCUACGAAAUAAUACACAUCAGUAGUUUACUCAUAAAAUAAAUAUCGUGUAUUCUA